UUACAAUGGCGGAUCUGUUUGAUGUCCCCAAGGUCCGCAUCAACACGAGCAUGUUGGCUCAGAAUGUGGGGAGGCCCGUAUGCUUCGUUGGCAAGGUGGAAAAGGUUCACCCAACUGGGACAUCCAUUGUUGUAUCAGAUGGUGCAGGAAAAAAUGCUACAGUUGAGCUUAAUGAACCGCUGGAAGAGGAAAUUUCUGGAAUCAUAGAAGUGAUUGGAAAAGUUACACCAAAGGCAACAAUUAUGGGAGUAUCUUAUGUCCCAUUUCGGGAAGAUGUAAGCACUUUUGAUCUGGCCCUCUAUGAUGAAGCACUAAAAAUAAUCCAUGAAUUUCCUCAGUACUAUCCCUUUGGGCAAAGUGCAAGUGAAUGAAGUGGAAUUCGACAAACUCCGUAGUCAAAUACAUGACUGAUUAAAAAGACUUUUCUUUCACCAAAAGCUAAAGUGCAGGUUUCUGCAUGAACACUUCAUCUAUGAAGAAAAUGGAACUUUGAACUUUGUAAGCUUUAGUACAUUGAUAUCCCCUUAAGUGUAACAUUAUCGAGCAUACAUGCUGUUUUUGGUAAGGUCCAUAAAUGGUUAGUUCAUGAGGAGACUAGGUAGUGCUUAAAAUCUUGGGAAAUCACUGUAAAUAUCUGAUUGAGAUCAAUUAUUUAUUUUCAUCUAAUUUCUGCUGUUUUUAUGGUGUUGUUUUCAUAGCUGGCAUCAUAAGCUUUUGGUAAUUGUUCUUACUCAGUGGUAAUGAACUUGUUACUAUAGGUUUUUUUAACAUUGUAUUUUCUUGGAGAAGCGCAUGUAUUUUUAAAAAAAAUAAAUGUGGCUCCUUGAGCAGA
Molecule: messenger RNA, 832 nt
Organism: Xenopus tropicalis (tropical clawed frog)
Lineage: Eukaryota; Metazoa; Chordata; Amphibia; Anura; Pipidae
Gene: rpa3
Product: replication protein A3
Exons: 4
Coding region: 6-371 (121 amino acids)
Biological process (GO): DNA repair; DNA recombination; DNA replication
Cellular component (GO): nuclear lumen; nucleus
Molecular function (GO): DNA binding
Source: RefSeq, marked provisional